Messenger RNA from Adineta steineri, 2040 nucleotides. The record is from the annotation of a GenBank genome assembly. NCBI's taxonomy places the organism in Eukaryota, Metazoa, Rotifera, Eurotatoria, Adinetida, Adinetidae.
AUGAAUUUACUAUACGUCUUUCUUUUGAUAAAUGCAUGGACCUUCACAUGGAGCAAUCCUUGUAUUCAUCAUCCACAUUCGUGCCGCUAUUCACGUUUACAUGGAAUUUUUAAUCAUACUCAGCAAAAAAAAUCAUAUGAUAUAGAUACAGAUAAAUCGAACUCCACCGAACAACAAAACGAUCCUGGUUCAAUUGUUCAUGUGAUGGCAACGUCCAAAGUCGGUGUCAACGUAGAUGAAUUUUCUGAGGAUCCCACUACACUAUCUGGUAUUAUUGAUAUAUUAAAAGCGGAAAAUAAACAGUUCUGGAUUGAUCGAGCUUCACAACAAAUAUUGUUAACAAUGUAUCGAUUUAAUUUUCGUCCUUCGUUUAUGCCUAAUAAAUAUCAACUUCCUCUAACACAACCUAAUCACUGGAAAUUCGAAUUUCAUGGUAAACCAACACGGGAUCGUUCUAUUGAUGGUCAUGAUUUAGUUUACAUUAAUUAUACAUGGUCAACCUAUCUUUUAAGCGAUUUUGAAUCACCAGGCAUUAGUGAACCUAUGUUGAAGAAUAUCGGUGGAAAAUGGAUUGAACAGAUUAUAUUGCCAUGCGAUCCUUAUCACCUUCUUCAACGAACUGGUUAUGCUUGUAUGGAUGAAGGUGAUUUUCCAAUUCCAAGCGUCCAUCCUGAGAGAACCGAAUGGUUUUAUGAUGAUACUUGUGAUAUUGAAGAACCAUAUGUAGCUUCACCAAACCAAGGAUGCCGUCAAUGUCAUUGUUCUCAAACAGUUAAUAUAAGUUGUGUUGAUGCCUUGAAAGAAAAUAUUGGUUCAGUAAAUGUUUCAUUUAUUUUUACUCGUUUACCAUGGAAUCAGACACAAGCCAAUAGAAUUCGAAAACUAAGUGAUCCACAGUCGACUACACAUCCAGAAGAUGCAGAUCAAAACUUACUUACAAGUGGUUUAGCAGCUAAACUAAUAGAAUAUAAAUAUUUUAGUAGUAAUUCAUGUGAAAUUCAUGAGCCUUGUAUUGGAGGAACAGGUUGGCGAAGAUUAUUACUUUUUGAUUCCUCUGAUGAAAAUAUAGGUGGAACGUCUUUAACAAUCGGCCAGAUCUAUACAUUAACCGAUAAUGCUACACAAGAACCUGCUGAAGUAACCAAUCAUGGAUUAUAUCAAUAUGAUACAUGUCAUCAUCAUUAUCAUUUUAAAUAUUAUGGAACAUUUACAUAUGAUAAUGAACAGUUUCAAAACUCAAAACGUGGUUUUUGUAUCAUGUCGACUGGUCGUCAAGCAAAUGCUGAAUGGAGUCCAUUAUGGUCUGCGUUCUACAAUUGUACCUAUCAAGGAAACUCUCCUGGUUGGACAGAUACUUAUCAAGCUGGAAUUCCUUGUCAAUGGAUUGACAUAACUGAUUACAAUACAACGAAUUCAUCUACCACUGCUUUUCUGAAAGCUAACAUGAAUCCUGAUAAUAUGCUAUGUGAAGGACAGUUAGUUUUGGAUGCGGGCGGUAAUUUUAUUUGGGAACAAACAAACUUUACUGCUAUCGAUGGUCAAACUGUUUAUAAACCUGAAUGCGUUACUGGUACAAAUCCGUCUACAUUAGGAAAUAAUAUUGAUGAAGUUCAAAUAACGUUACCAACAGAUGGACACGGUUACGUGACAGAACCUUGUUUCCCAUAUGGUCAACAUAUUGGUUCUGAAAAGAAUUGUGGCUUCAUGAUGAAAUCACCAAUGGAAAAAUGUCAACCAGGAGAAAUAACAAAACUUUCUUGUUUGUUGGAGACUAACCUCAAUUGUAGCGCAGUAUUGACUCCACAAGUCGUGCGCAUAUGUGAAAGCUCUCAAGUAUUAAAUACUGGUCUUGCUUGUGAUUACAAUACUGCCUUAAACAAUAUGGUUGUUAACUCGUCUUCGACAAGUGUUAUCACGUUUAUGUGUCCUUCAUUUCGAGAUUCACAAGAACUAGGUGGUUUAUAUUCAAUUUAUGUAGCUUCGAUUAUGGAUCAACUGGAUGAUCAGCAAACAACAGUUGUGUGUGAACAAAUGCAAUAA